UAUGUUAUAAUCUCACAAUAAUGGAACCACCAGUCAAGAGUAUAAAAUCGUAGUUGAGAAAUACUAGAGGUAUUUGGAUGAGAGAUCUAAAUUGAAACAUAGAUCUAAUGAUAAGUUAAGUGCUGCUGUCAGAAAGAUUUAUCUAAAUCCUCUCCUUCCCUCAUUAUAAUCUGAUAAUUAGCAAUCCACUAAUCGAAUGAGAAAGAGACAAUCCUCAGUAUUGAAAGAGCAAUAUUCCCAUUUUAAGUAGGAGUCUAUUGAGCAAAUUAAUACUAAUAUCUAAUAAUCGAUUGUCAAUCAUCAAUCAAACUCAGUGCCUAAAAAAUUAUAGUAUCAAUCUUAAGCUAAUCUUGAAAUGCCAUAAUAGCAAAGCUUUUUUAUAGGUUUAUACAAAAAUUAGAGGAUUGAAAAUUAAAGCAAAAACAUCACCAUCAAAGAUUUGGUAUAAUUUCAAAAGAAUUCACAAGACCAACAAUAAAACUUGAAUCAUUUACCAUAAUUAUAAUAGCCAUAUAAUGAAAUUAAUUUAAGUAGGUAUUUUGUGAGAAAACCUAAACCUAAGAAGAUCUCGUUUGAUGAAAUUUCAUUUACUAAUAAAUGGGAAAGAGAGAGAGGAAACAAUGUUGUGAGGAUUGAUAAAAUGCAAGCAGAUGAAUUCUCAGAAAACGUGGUUGAUUAUCUCUUGGCUUAAGAAAUUAUGAAAUUAUUCUUUUAAAAUUCUAGUGUUAUAUAAUUCAAAGCAAUCAUGCUUGAACUUUUUAAAGGAGUUUAUUAUGAAAGCACACUCGAUUUUGAACAAAUUAUAGCAUUUUUCACCACACAACAAAUUACCUACUUGGAAAUAUUCUAUAUUAAGUAUGCAAUCUCUUAGGUGCUAAUAAAAGCAAAAUAUAAUUUCAUUUUUAUCGAAAGAGCUCUCAACCAAUUCGAAGAAUAUCGUUAUCUAUUAUAAAAGCCAAUACCAUUUAUUACUAAAUUAUUUGAUAAUGCCUUUUACUCCAAUGUAGUUAAGGGAAUCAUGAUGAGGCUAUUAAAAAGUCCAGCAUACAAUAAGUUUUUGACUAAUUAGAAGUUUGAAAGCGAGGCAUUCAUAUAUGCCGUCAAGAAUGGUUUGUUUCCUUACUUAGUUGGAGAGUAUGUAGGAUUGCCUUUGCAUGCUAGAGUGAAAGAUGUAAAAGCUGAAUUAUUCAGAUAAUAAAUCUUAUAACCCUAUAUUAACCAAGUUCUUGUUAUUCAAGUAAAGAAUCUAUUGAAUGAAUAUUAUCUUGAUGAGCUUUACAUCAAAGAAGUGGAAAGGAGAUUGCAAUUCCCUAAAGAAGGAUAAGAUCUAUAAGAUGAAACACACUUUCCCCUAUAUUAUAUUAAAUCAUAUAUAUAAUGUAAGAACACUCUUAUACCUUCAUAUGACAUCAAAGCUUUGAUAAAGAUAGUAAAGAUUAAUCCUAGUUCAGUGGAUUCAGAUUCUACUCUGUUUGUAGAUAAUAUCAAAUUUUUGGAGUAAUUUGAAUAAAUGACGGAAGAAUUGUAACUAUUUAAAUGA
Molecule: messenger RNA, 1540 nt
Organism: Paramecium octaurelia
Lineage: Eukaryota; Ciliophora; Oligohymenophorea; Peniculida; Parameciidae
Source: the annotation of a GenBank genome assembly